Molecule: messenger RNA, 948 nt
Organism: Penicillium maclennaniae
Lineage: Eukaryota; Fungi; Ascomycota; Eurotiomycetes; Eurotiales; Aspergillaceae
Product: PQ-loop repeat-containing protein
Exons: 5
Coding region: 1-948 (315 amino acids)
Biological process (GO): basic amino acid transmembrane export from vacuole
Cellular component (GO): fungal-type vacuole membrane
Source: RefSeq, a predicted model, not a curated record
AUGGGCGCGCACGAGUCUGUGCCUUUAACGCCGAGGGAGGCUGCAUCGGGUCUUCUGGGUUCGGUGUCAAUGACCUGUUGGAUCUUCCUUUUGGUCCCUCAGCUUAUCGAAAACUACCGUAACGGCAACGCCGACGCUAUCUCGCUCCUCUUCAUCUUUGUCUGGUUUAUCGGUGACAUCGCGAAUCUGGUGGGUGGUCUUAUGGCAGACCUUGUCCCCGUGAUCCUCGCCAUAGCAGUCUAUUUCUGUAUCGCGGACGGCGUCUUGAUCGGUCAAUGCCUGUACUACAAGGUGUUCAAUGCGCGUUCGGAGGUUCACCGUCGGCGGCGCUCGUCCACGGAGACACCCGAUCCCACUACCCCGCUACUUGGUCGACGAUUCAGCGACGCUGUCCCACCGCAGGGCCGGCGGAGAUCCUCUGGCUCUCAGCGGGGCUACCAUACUGGGCGGCGCGAUAGCCAGCCCGAGGAUUCGCUUGCCAAGAUUGUGGAGGAGAGUGAGUAUGGGCGCAAGGCUUGGAUCAAAAACUUCAUCAGUGUCCUCGGUAUCUUCGUUGUUGGUAUGGCCGGGUGGACCAUGGCCUGGAAGACUGGAAUGUGGGCUCCGGCGCCGGAAUCCCACAACGACGGGGCUGUAGCUACUGGUGGUCAGAUCCUGGGUUAUUUCAGUGCUGUCUGCUAUCUUGGAGCGCGACUGCCUCAAAUCUACAAGAACUAUUCCGAUAAGUCAUGCGAAGGACUGUCACUCCUCUUCUUCAUCUUGUCUCUUAUGGGCAAUCUCACAUACGGCGCAGGUAUUCUGUUCCACUCUACUGAACGGGAAUAUGUCUUGACCAACCUUCCAUGGCUGAUUGGCUCCUUGGGCACCAUGGUUGAGGAUGUGGUCAUCUUCAUUCAAUUCCGGAUCUACGCCGUCAAGGAAGAUGCUCCUCUCUUUGUGGCGUCAUAA